UAUCAGAUGUUAAAAGGGUGUGUGCGGCAGUGGAUGCAGGACAGACAUGGCACCACAUGUUUAAGUGCUCGUACUGUAACCUUGAUUGAUCAGCUUCAUCGUGUGAGACGAACCUAAAAGAGCAACAUGCAGGCUGCUAUGGACAUCACGGCAAAGUACUGCCACAAAGAAAUGGAAGCUUAUGGUUCAUGCGUGGCCUCCAACCCAUCAACAUGGCAGCACAAGUGUCAUGAACUGAAGAUGAAGGUUGCACAAUGCACAUCAUCACACCCAGUGAUCCAGAAGAUCAGACAGGACUGUUCUAAGGAGUUUAUGGAGUUUGAGCAAUGUCUCAGGGAAAACCAGGGGCAACCUUCCUCCUGCUCACCACAUGUGGCUCGCUUUCUGGGCUGUGCAGAGACAGUGGACCUCAGUGAAGUGGCUACGAAUCCAGUACCUCAGCCGUCGUAGCACUCCUGCAUCUUCCAUCACCUUCAGAUUACAUUUGUCUCCACAGCAGCACAGAUGGGCUGGUUUAUAAUGUGUUCCUGCCAUGUUAUGUACAGUGACUCUUAUGUCAGCUAUCAAAUAUAAUCAAUGAAUGCAGUAUCACUUUGAGUUAGACAGGUUGUGUAUUUAAUUAAUGUAUUACUCUUUUACCUCUCAUGUAAGUGUAAGUGUUCAUGUGAAAAUGACAUUAAUACUUUCCUGUAAGCACAGGAUAUUUGUUUCAUUAAAAUUGACAUCAGAAGUGUAUUACUCA
Scomber scombrus (Atlantic mackerel) is the source of this 742-nucleotide messenger RNA. RefSeq names its product coiled-coil-helix-coiled-coil-helix domain-containing protein 5. The record is from RefSeq and is a predicted model, not a curated record. The coding region runs from base 127 to 450 and encodes 107 amino acids. NCBI's taxonomy places the organism in Eukaryota, Metazoa, Chordata, Actinopteri, Scombriformes, Scombridae. The transcript has 4 exons.